CCUAUUAUAUAUCUCCCUUCUAGUCCUAUAAUACAGAAAUGACCAAAGAAGAGGAAGUCAACCCUAGCUAGAAGCUAGCCACCAGUCCACCCCUUAGCCCUAAAUUCUCUAACCAAAACAGCAAAACCAGCCACCGGCUAUACCCGGUCACCUGCGCACCCCCUUCUCUUCUCUUAUAUAUGAUCACCCUAGAAGCACCCUAGAAGCCAAGUCUUCUCUGCCAACUGAAAACUUACAUUUCGUUUCCAUUACAAAUACACAAAACACCACCCGUUCUUCCAUCCUCCUCAACAAAGCAUGGUCCGUCGGCUCCGAACAAACUCCGAAGCCGACUCGGACAGCUAUCCGAUACGGCUGAGCUCGAAGGCGAGGUUGCUCGCCUCCGUCUCGGCCCUCAUGGACAUAGCCAGCCGCCUAACCCAUAAGCUCAAGGCCAAGCCUAUGAUCAAGACGUCGUCGUUGAACAGGCCCAAGCAGCUGAUGGCGACCAUAAGCAACAAGGCCAUCACGCUCAUGCACCGGAAGAAGGUGGCCGGCGGCGGUGCGGGACCCAAGGGUGGUGGGGCCCUUGAGGAGGAGGAGUGGGGAGACGGCGGGGUGUGGCAGCGGUCGAUUCUAAUGGGGGACAAGUGCGAGCCGUUGGAUUUCUCGGGCGUAAUAUAUUACGAUAGUAAGGGGCAGCAGCUGAACGGGGCUCCUCUCAGGUCGCCACGUGCGAGUCCCUUGCCUGGGUACCUGGAGAGGGCUCAGAAAAUCUGACCGGAGGUCUCCGUUCCGUAGGUCACAGUCAAUUUUCAAUGUUUAAUUGGAGGUUAGGAGAUUUUAACGUUUUGUUACCAAAUAUGGUUUCCUUCUCUUUUUUUUGGCAUUUUGUUGGUGUGGCAUAAGUAAUUAGUACGCACGCAGUGUUACGCGGUCAUUCCCUUUUGUUUUUUUUCUCUUCUGUUGAAAAGAUGAUCGAAGGUAGGAGUGUGCAAAAUAUGUUACAAACCGGUCAAACUGGCCAAAAUUGACCGAUAAAUAUGGUUUGGUUAGGAUUUUUUAAUUUUAAAAAUUGAAAAUCGGUUCAAUACUGAACCAAACAAUUUAUGAACUGGGUUGGUUAUGUUUCUCU
Rosa chinensis is the source of this 1114-nucleotide messenger RNA. RefSeq lists its product as uncharacterized. The record is from RefSeq and is a predicted model, not a curated record. The transcript has a single exon. Lineage: Eukaryota; Viridiplantae; Streptophyta; Magnoliopsida; Rosales; Rosaceae. The coding region runs from base 298 to 759 and encodes 153 amino acids.